GGUACCUGUUAAACUAACUUUAAACAAAGUGUUACUCACUCAUGCGUGGUUAUCGCUUGUGUUUUUAAACUUAUUGUAUUUAUAUUCGCACCUUGGUAACUUUUGAGCUGCUGACUAUGGCCACUCGUGUUCGACCGAGUAAUAAGCGCUGUGCAGUCAUCGGGGGAUCAGGGUUCCUGGGCAGACACUUGGUGGAGAAGCUCCUGGAUCGUGGCUACACAGUGUCCGUGUUUGACAUCCGACAGACCUACGAGCUACCCGGUGUCGCCUUCUACCAGGGAGACCUCUGCGACAUACAGGCUCUGCAGCUAGCCCUGAAGGGUGUGUCCCUUGUCUUCCACUGCGCUUCUCCAUCACCUGCUAGUGAUGACAGGCGACUUUUUGAAAGGGUCAACAUUCAGGGCACGAGGACAGUCAUUCAGGCGUGCGCUGAAGCUGGUGUACAGAAAUUGGUGCUGACCAGUAGUGCCAGUGUGGUGUUUGAGGGGGUCCACAUAAAGAACGGCAGAGAAGAUUUACCAUAUGCCAAGAAGCCUAUCGACUACUACACAGAGACCAAGAUUGAACAAGAGAAGUUGGUCCUGGAGGCUUGUGACAAGCAGAAGGGUUUCCUCACAGUUGCCAUCCGACCUCAUGGCAUCUUCGGACCCCGGGACCCACAGCUGGUCCCCAUCCUGGUGGACACAGCUCGCAGGGGCAAGAUGAAGUUCAUCAUUGGUGACGGCACCAAUCUGGUGGAUUUCACAUUUGUGGAGAACGUGGUUCAUGGACACAUCCUAGCUGCCGAGCACUUGAGGCCCGACUCUCCCAUAUGUGGAAAACCUUACCAUAUCACCAAUGACGAACCGGUUCGCUUUUGGGACUUCAUGUCGGACGUGUUGAUCGGUCUGGGUUACGCCGCUCCACGCUACCACCUCCCCUACACUUUUGUGUACGGACUUGCCCUCCUGCUUUGGCUGCUGGCUCUCGUGCUACGCCCCCUGGUGUCCUUCAAGCCCACCUUCACGCCAAUGAGGGUGGCUCUGGCUGGAACCCACCACUACUACAGCUGUGAGCGGGCCAAACAGGACAUGGGCUAUAAACCUGUAGUCGGCCUGAAGGAGGGGAUCGAGCUCACUGUGAAAAGCUAUCCUCAUCUCAGACGCAGUGCUUGAUGGUAGAGGAGUAGUACUAAUAAUUGAGACACGUGCCUGUGAUUUGAAACACUUUUGUGCCUUUUUGAAUUGUAAUGUAACAUUUCCACCAGCAGAUGGCAGUAAUUAGUCCUUCAGACGAGACCUCAUAUAAAACUAACCAAAAAAUAGUGGAUUUACAAAGAUAUAUUUAUAUAUAAAUAUACAGUACAUACAUACACACAGUCAUGGAAAAAAACCCGAAUGUACCCUCAGUUGUACCAGGCAUUAAACUGGAUCAACAAACUGAAGAAACGAGUGGUCUAAUCAUGUAUGUGACACUUAAUGACGCUGUCAGAAGGGUAUUAAUCAACUCUAUGUGGUUGGCUAGAUUAUUCCUACCCUGAUGGAACUCAAACCAAAAUAAACC
Dunckerocampus dactyliophorus (ringed pipefish) is the source of this 1542-nucleotide messenger RNA. It is a transcript of the gene nsdhl, whose product is annotated as NAD(P) dependent steroid dehydrogenase-like. Bases 117 to 1154 code for a protein of 345 amino acids. Lineage: Eukaryota; Metazoa; Chordata; Actinopteri; Syngnathiformes; Syngnathidae. The record is from RefSeq and is a predicted model, not a curated record. Gene Ontology annotation, molecular function: 3-beta-hydroxy-Delta5-steroid dehydrogenase (NAD+) activity. Gene Ontology annotation, biological process: steroid biosynthetic process. The transcript is spliced from 7 exons.